Molecule: messenger RNA, 2489 nt
Organism: Aphanomyces invadans
Lineage: Eukaryota; Oomycota; Saprolegniomycetes; Saprolegniales; Verrucalvaceae
Product: TKL/DRK protein kinase, variant 4
Exons: 3
Coding region: 46-1791 (581 amino acids)
Biological process (GO): protein phosphorylation
Molecular function (GO): ATP binding; protein kinase activity
Source: RefSeq, a predicted model, not a curated record
GUAACUUGGAGGUCGGUACAAACUUGCGGCACGGACUGCAGUGUCAUGGGGUGCAGCAACAGCAAGGAGGCGCCUCGUGUAAUCCACGAUGCGCAGCGACCGCUCACGGCCAACGAGUACUACCCCGCACCCCCGUCAGGCAAUACCCCGGUGCAACCGAGCGCCAGCAGACUUGGUUUGAAUACGGGUAGCAUGCCAGCGACGACACCCGUCGGAGGCGGGCGCUCGGCACAGACAUCGAAUGCGUCUGAGAUCGACCUGGCAUACGCGCCGCUGCAGCAGCUGAAGAAGUUUUGGAUUGACCCAGACGAUUGCGGUAGUUCCCGUGCGCUCAAGUCGUCGUACAUGAUGACCCAUGUUGGGUACUAUCAAGGACAUCCGACCGUCAUUAAGUCGUUUGCUGGGUUCGACAAACGCACUGCAAGUGUCGUGGAGAAAGAGCGCUCCGACCUCAUCAAAGAGAUUCGGGCGCUAUCCAAGCUGUCCCAUCCCAACAUCGUCGCGUUCUUGGGAUUCACGUACACAACCGUCGACGAUCUCAAGUGCGUGACCGAGUUUAUGGACGGUGGAAACCUUCGUACGCUCUUGAACAACCCCAAGCGAGAACUCAGCUGGCGACGCGAGAAGCUCUCGAUCGCGCUGGACGUGGCGUCGGCAUUGCAGUACCUCCACAGCCUCAAGCCAAAAGUGAUGCACCGCAACAUCAAGGCAGAAAAAGUGCUCUUGACGGCGUCGCUCUCGGCCAAACUGUCUGGGUACGUCUGCAGCUCCGACGCUCCAACGGCUUGGGUAAACCAACGCAACAGCCUCCCUCAGUCCCUGGCGCAUCGUAGGUUUGGAUCGGCGCGAGAAUGGAGCUACACGCAAACGAUGACCCGCAAGGUCGGGUCCGUCGAAUGGUCCGCGCCCGAGCUCCUUCUCAACGAAGACUACAACGAAAAGAUUGACAUUUAUGCGUUCGGGAUGCUGCUCAUCGAACUGGACACACGUGAGCUCCCGUAUGCGAAUAUCGCACGCGAUACGUCCAAUGCGCUCGUCACCAACAUCAUCACCGGCGUCGUCCGGCCCACGGUCAGCCCAACAUGUCCCAAGUCCAUCAGCAAACUCGUCCGAGCCUGCCUUCAGCUCGACUCAUCGUUGAGACCGUCGGCUGACGUUAUAGUGCAGAUCCUCCGGGAAGAGCAGGCACGUGCCGCUGAAGCUGUGGUUGAGAAGCUUCAGAUCAAGCAGACAUCGGGAUCUCGCAGUGCCGUGCCGACCGUCGUGCCACCGUCCAUAGUUUCAACUGGUUUUGACGUGCCGCAUCCAGACUUUCAGCAUCUCGCCCCACUGCGCAACCAAUAUUGGAUCGACGCACGCGACUGUGUCGUAUCUCGACAGAUCUCGUCGUCGUGCAUGAGCACACUGCUCGGCCACUUCAAGGGCGACGCGGUCGUCGUCAAAAUGCUCAACCUGACGCGCCCGAUCGACUGCGUCGACCAGGACCGCAAGUACCUCGUCCGCGAGAUCGUGAUGAUGGCCAAACUGGCCCACCCCAACAUCGUGACCUUCCGCGGAUUUACGUUCACGACCCAGGACGACCUCAAGUGCGUGACCGAGUUCAUGGCUGGAGGAACCGUUCGAGCCCUCUUGGACAAGAAAAAGCGCGCGCUAUCGUGGGAUAGCGAGAAGCUGCGGCUUGCGCUGGACGUCGCGAUGGGCCUCGCGUAUUUGCACGGACAAACACCGACCUUGAUGCAUCGGAACAUUAAGGCGAGCAAAGUGCUGCUCACGCCUGGCCUGGGUUCGUGAUCGCCAUUCUUUAAUCGGUCAUGGAGCUUACAUUCACUGUACAAAUAGGUGCUAAGCUCUCAGGCUUUGGGUUUGCCAGGGUAUGGACGUCGCAGGAAACGAUGACCGCGGCUGUCGGCACUAUGGAGUGGGCCGCACCGGAACUACUGCGCAAUGAAGACUACAGCACCCCCGCCGAUGUGUUUUCAUUUGGAGUAUGGACUCCUCAACUACCUUGGCCUCUACCCCCUCACGAUCAUAUUAGGUCUUUUUGACGGAGCUGGACACGCGCAUGAUCCCGUACACCGACGUCCGUGACAAAAGAUCCAAGUCGCUCACGGACGAUUCGCUCAUGAUGCAAAUUGUGAUGGGCCAACUGCGUCCGAGCGUGUCGCCGUCGUGCCCUCGGCCGAUUCAAAAGCUAAUCCAGUCCUGCCUGCAAGUGAAUGCCGCCCACCGCCCAGCCAUGGCCGACGUCGUCGCGAUCCUUAACCAGGAAAAACUGAUGGCAAUGGGCCUUUAACUGGACUCCAGCCCUUCAAACAUGAGGUUCAAGUGCAAGUUCAACUUGGCCAAGGACGUGCCACGUGGAGUGCACAUUGCCCUGCUUCGGUCCCACGCGAAACCCCCGUCCCAACCAUAUAGAACGUUUUCUGAUUGGUCAAAAGUAUGAUAUCCUGCCUAUGGAUUGGCUGAAAAUGCAAUGACGUCGACACCGA